Molecule: messenger RNA, 390 nt
Organism: Cucumis melo (muskmelon)
Lineage: Eukaryota; Viridiplantae; Streptophyta; Magnoliopsida; Cucurbitales; Cucurbitaceae
Exons: 1
Coding region: 1-390 (129 amino acids)
Source: RefSeq, a predicted model, not a curated record
AUGAAGGAACUUGGAGAACUAAAGUACUUUCUUGGACUAGAGAUGGAGUACUCAGAAAAAGGGUUCUUUCUUGGACAACAAAAAUAUAUGAAGGAUCUUCUACAGAAGUAUGGUAUAAAUGACUGCAAGCCAAUAUCCACACCAAUGGAGGUUAACAAAAAGUUCUACAUGCAUGAAGGCAAAGAUCAUGCAAAUCCAACAAUGUACCGUCAGUUGGUAGGUAGUUUGAUUUACCUUACCUUAACAAGACCUGAUAUCUCAUACUCUGUCGGAGUUAUAAGUCGUUACAUGCAGAAACCGAAGAAGCCUCAUCUUGAAGCAGUUCGAAGAAUUUUAAGAUAUCUCAGAGGAACAACUGAAUAUGGCCUUUUAUAUAAGAAAAGGGCAUAA